AUGCCCGACAGCAGGACGGUGACAGCGACGGGCGGUGCCGCGGACAUUCACUACGGUUUGAGUUGGGAAUGGAAAAGCCACCCUUUUCAAGUAUUUUUUGUAGAGUUCUCCAACCAAGGAUGGAAUGCAGUCUCCCACACUGAAAGCGCCAAGGCCUAUCCACUGAACCACCAGGGUGUUCCCUCCUUCAGGCGGAUUCUUGACAAUCCGAGCCAGCAGCGAAACCCACAGCUGAGGAGGAGGCGCAGGGAAACGAGGUCCUUGGCGGAGGGACCUUUCGGUAGGAAGCCCGGGAUCGGUUUGGUUCCUAAAGCACCGAAGGACGCGGGCGCUGGAAUUGAAGUGAACCCCUCCGGCGGCCCGGCCAGCCCUCCGCAUCCACACGCCCCCUCCCUUCCCCGCUGUGGACCAUCCGCCUUCCGCCUGGCAGGGAAGCCCCCUCCAGACACCCGACCCUACGAAGCCCCUCUCUCCGCAGGCGGAGGCCUGUGUAACACACUGCAGUCCGGCCGUUUCGAGCGAGUCAGCCUUGCGACCUUGUCUUCAGGAAAACUCUCGGCCAACAGCUCCUCUCACAGGUCCCUCUCGCCGCCCACCCCGCACCCCCUCCGGUCGGGUCUCUCCUCUCCCCCAGCACCAAGGACGAGCUCCCCUGCCGCAGCCCCGAGGCCGUCCCCAGGGCGCUGCGGUCCCGCCGGAGCCACGCCUUCCUGGCGACAGAGGGCGGGGCAUGCAGAUUCGAGACGGCGCUUCUGCCCGAGAACGACGAAGCUACAGCAGAUGCGGAAUUUCUCUUUUACAAUGUGGAGGAUGAAGCCUGCUCGAGAGUCUGGUGUAGUGGCGCCAUAGCACUGUCAACGAGGCAAAGGCAGGGCGCCCUGGAGUGAGCGGGGACCCGGGUCACACUGAGUGCAACAUGCUCGACAGCAGGACGGUGACAGCGACGGGCGGUGCCGCGGUAUCGCUUCUCGGCCUUUUGGCUAAGAUCAAGUGUAGUAUCUGUUCUUAUCAGUUUAAUAUCUGAUACGUCCUCUAUCCGAGGACAAUAUAUUAAAUGGAUUUUUGGAGCAGGGAGUUGGAAUAGGAGCUUGCUCCAUCCACUCCACGCAUCGACCUGGUAUUGCAGUACCUCCAGGAACGGUGCACCCCCUCGGGGGAACCUACAGAAGUGCCCAAAGUCAGAAACUAGCUCUUUCUUGUUCUUUCUUGGUGUGUUACCUCUUUUUUUUUUUUUUUUCCAGUUUGCUUACAUGCUUAGCAAGUUAUCCUGAUAAUUGCAGGGGGAAGAAUAAGUAAGUUCAGUGGGGUAAAAUAUCAAAGC
Cervus elaphus (red deer) is the source of this 1321-nucleotide messenger RNA. RefSeq names its product translation initiation factor IF-2-like. The coding region runs from base 1 to 849 and encodes 282 amino acids. The record is from RefSeq and is a predicted model, not a curated record. NCBI's taxonomy places the organism in Eukaryota, Metazoa, Chordata, Mammalia, Artiodactyla, Cervidae. The transcript is spliced from 4 exons.